Molecule: messenger RNA, 2867 nt
Organism: Leptopilina heterotoma
Lineage: Eukaryota; Metazoa; Arthropoda; Insecta; Hymenoptera; Figitidae
Gene: Gnptab
Product: N-acetylglucosamine-1-phosphotransferase subunits alpha/beta
Exons: 7
Coding region: 324-2645 (773 amino acids)
Biological process (GO): carbohydrate phosphorylation; N-glycan processing to lysosome
Cellular component (GO): Golgi apparatus
Molecular function (GO): UDP-N-acetylglucosamine-lysosomal-enzyme N-acetylglucosaminephosphotransferase activity
Source: RefSeq, a predicted model, not a curated record
UGUUUGACUGACAAAAAAACAUUGCAAAAUAAAAAAUCAGAAAUGAUCAGAAACAUCAGAAAUGGAAACAAAACUGAUUUUUAAAACGAAGUAUAGUAUUUUUAGAGUAAUUUCUAAGAGUGGGAUGUUAAAUACUUUUGAUAAUGGAGAACAGGAUGAAUCGAAGAUUAUACAAGGAGAAAUUUUGGAUUAAAUUUCACUCCUCACUCGGUUUAUUGUUGAAAUAAAAAGAACGUUUGUCAACCGGUGUUCGAUCCGUUCGAUCUAUUGAAUGGAAGUUUCUUAAGAGGAAAUUUGCGAUUUUAAUCGCUGUCAAAAGCAUAAUGAGUACAUGUAAAUUAAUUCAACGAAGAUGCUACGAUUUACUCUCUCAUAAAUAUUCUCUAUUGAUAAUUGUCAUUGCAUUUACUUGCAUAUUUAUCGGAGUUAUCCAUUUCGGAGAGGUUUGGCUCGCUUGGAGUAAGGAGAAAUACGAAGCGGUAUUUCAUUCGUUUAAUGAUAAUAUUUUAGGAAUAUCGUUUCAGAAGAAAUUGUGUCAACACGUUCCGAUUGAUGUUGUUUACACGUGGGUAAACGGAUCGGAUAGAAUUUUUCUCGAUAAUCUCAAUAGAUAUGUUUCGUUAAUGGAUGUUAAUGCGGCUGCUUCUCGAUUUAGUGAUAAGGAUGAAUUGAGAUAUUCCCUUAGAUCGUUGGAAAUGUAUGCACCUUGGAUUCGGCACGUGUAUAUUGUGACCAAUGGACAAAUACCCAGUUGGUUGGAUAUGGAUAAUUCACGAGUCACUCUAGUCACUCACGAUGAUAUUUUUACUGAUACAAAUGAUUUGCCAACUUUUUCUAGUCCUGCCAUUGAAAGUCAUAUUCAUAGAAUCACCGGACUUUCGGAUAAGUUUAUCUACUUUAAUGACGACGUUAUGCUGGGUGCAGAGGUUUGGCCAGAAGAUUUUAUCACCCACGCAGAGGGACAGAAAGUUUAUUUAGCCUGGUGGGUGCCUGAUUGUUCGGACGUCUGUCCCUGGGCUUGGGUUAAAGACGGCGCUUGUGAUCCCUCCUGUAACACCACUUUGUGUGAAUUCGAUGGUGGAGAUUGCGAUCCUCUGCCCUUAAUAACCGACAGUGAAGUCGUUGUCGAUGAAAGUGAUUAUCCAUAUAAAUUUCUAAGAGAUAAAAAUCCCCGAAUUCUUGAAGCCGAACAAUUGUUGAAUUCUCUAAGAACCUCGAGUUCUAAUUUUCCCAUUGCGAAUACAGUGAAUUCGAUGCUUUUACGUGUUCUACAAUCAAGUUCCGAAAGAAAUGUUACCGAAAACAGUGAAAAUAAAACUUCAAAUGAAAGUAUUGUUUUAAAUAAAAAUACUCGGACUUUUCAUCGAUCAGCAAUCAUUGAGGAACGUAAAACGAAAACUAAAAAUGAAAAUCGCAAUAAAACAAAAAAGAAUGGAAAACACUAUGAAAAUAAUGAAAUAAUAUUCGAUUUGAUCGAAAUUAGAAAAAACAGUAGUGAAAUCACAAAGAAAUUAUUAAUUACAAAAUUAUUGAAUGAGAAUAAAUUGAAAAAUUUGACUAAUAAUGAGCGUCGCCGGCAGUUUAAGCGCUUUUUAAAUGACGAUAUUAUAAAUAUAGUGCACGUUAAUAAUUCGGCAAAAUCUCAUAAAUUAAAAUAUGCGGAUCAAUGGAAGAGAAAGUCGAGGCAGCUUGAUACUUACGCGGAAUCAUUAUUGUAUGUGAAUAGAAUUUAUAACAAAGCAUAUAAAUUCGAGAGACGAAGGGUUCCCGCUCAUAUGCCACAUUUACUAGACAAAUGGAUUAUUAAUGAUAUGCAAAGUAAAUUUAAUUCCGAGUUUAAGAAAACGUCUAGUCACAAAGUGAGAAGCGCAGAUGAUAUGCAAUUUGCCUUCUCUUAUUUUUAUUUUCUAGUCAGUGAGAAACGACAAUUAACAGCUUCGGAGAUAUUUGAUUCAUUCGAUACUGAUAAAUCGCUAACUUGGUCGGACAGGGAAAUUCGAACACUCUUGUCAAGAAUGCAUCCUCUACCAUUAGAUUAUGGCUUAGUUGUGAAUUUUGAAAGUGCUAUUACAAAUUGUUCGCAAAAAGUACAAAUUGAAAAUACGCCACUUCCGCCACCUGGGGAACGAUAUUUAGAUUCUACUCUUCCGAUAGUUUCAAAGGAAUUAGUCAUAAAAUGUCCUUCGAUUGUUCACAAACUCGAAGCCAAAUUUGGCGAGGUAAAGCGCUACAAUCACGAAAUUGUCAAGGCAGGAAAAAAUGAAAUUUUCGAAAUGUUGACGAGCAAUAUUUCAAUGACUGUUCAAAUUUUAGACGAAAUUCGCCGAGAACCAAAAAAAUUCAUCUGUCUUAAUGACGAUAUGGAUCCGAAUCGUCGAUCGGAAAAUGAAAUUGUCCGAGCAUUAUUAAACGAUUUCUAUAGAUCGCUUUAUCCAAUUAAAAGUACAUUUGAAUUACCAUCGCAAUAUCGAAAUCGUUUUUCGUAUCGUCAUGAACUUUACGAAUGGAGAGCAAGUCGAGCGAAGGCGAGAAAUUUACUUUUAGCACUCAUUGGAUUGUUAAUAAUUUUAACUAUCUACCAUCUUUUUCAUCAUCAAAUUAAAAGAAUUUUCAGGAUUCGCACUCUGCCGCAUCUUCUCGUUUGAAUCACACCAUCCAUGUGUGAUAAUCAGUUUCUUAUUUAUUUAAAAAAUACAUACUUUCGAAAUAUUUCUGUGAUAUUAUACGAGAUUUGAAAAAAAGAAAAUAUUUACAUUCUUAUAUUUUUAGUUUUCAACUAAACCUUUUCGGUAAUCGGUAAGAACUUGUUUUUUUAUAUUCCAAUGGUAAAUAUUCGAAAAAAUAUUUAAACUUAGCCAAAAUUAUUA